Messenger RNA from Aspergillus ibericus CBS 121593, 348 nucleotides. Its product is annotated as mRNA splicing protein SMD2. Gene Ontology annotation, cellular component: U2 snRNP; U5 snRNP; precatalytic spliceosome. NCBI's taxonomy places the organism in Eukaryota, Fungi, Ascomycota, Eurotiomycetes, Eurotiales, Aspergillaceae. The record is from RefSeq and is a predicted model, not a curated record. Gene Ontology annotation, biological process: RNA splicing; spliceosomal snRNP assembly. The coding region runs from base 1 to 348 and encodes 115 amino acids. The transcript has 4 exons. Gene Ontology annotation, molecular function: RNA binding.
AUGUCGACCGAUCCCAAGAUCCAAGACCUGCUCAACAAGCCUAAGAGCGAGCUCACUGAAUACGAGGUCUCCCUCGUCGAGGAACAUGAGCUGACCGCCGGUCCUCUCUCCCUCCUCCAAACCGCCACGCGCACACACACCCAGGUCCUGAUCUCAUGCCGGAACAACCGCAAGCUCCUGGCCCGCGUCAAGGCCUUUGACCGCCACUGCAACAUGGUGCUGGAGAACGUCAAGGAGAUGUGGACCGAGAAGCCCAAGGGUGGUAAGGGCAAGGGUGUCAACAAGGACCGGUUCAUCAGUAAGAUGUUCCUCCGUGGCGACUCCGUCAUCCUCGUCCUGCUCAGCUGA